This is a messenger RNA of Pseudoliparis swirei, 6181 nucleotides long. It is a transcript of the gene adarb1b, whose product is annotated as adenosine deaminase RNA specific B1b. Gene Ontology annotation, molecular function: double-stranded RNA adenosine deaminase activity; tRNA-specific adenosine deaminase activity; double-stranded RNA binding. The record is from RefSeq and is a predicted model, not a curated record. Gene Ontology annotation, cellular component: cytoplasm; nucleolus. Bases 1036 to 3273 code for a protein of 745 amino acids. The transcript is spliced from 12 exons. NCBI's taxonomy places the organism in Eukaryota, Metazoa, Chordata, Actinopteri, Perciformes, Liparidae. Gene Ontology annotation, biological process: adenosine to inosine editing; RNA processing.
UUCUGCUCUCGAUGGUUAGUGGUGGAGGCGCGGCAGAAUCCCCCGGACCAGAUUGCAGUUGGCGAAUAUUCUCAACUUGAUUGCUUACUAUCUGACUCGUGCCUUGUGAGUAAUGCAACAGAGGACUCGUGCGGCCAAGUCUCUCAGGGCACGAGUGUGUGAGAGAACACUAGUGUGGAGUCUUUGGAUUGCAGCUGAUUGGCGAAUAAAAGAGCUUCCCCCGCGACGACUCCGUGGAGCGGUUCAUCCCUUUUUCCUGGAGACCGCAGACGUCACAACAGAGCCAACGGUAAGAGUUGUUAUUCUUCCUUUUCAUUUCUGUUGUCACUCUCGCUUUGAAAAUGUGGUUUUGGCACCACGUUGUAAUGACAAGAGAUCACCACCAGAGGGGGGCAGAGUGUUUCUCUGUGAGACGCCGAGGUACCCGAGGCAGCGCGAGCGCGGCACAAUUAAUCUGAACGUCAGCACCGCCAGGGGAAACCUUUAUUUCCAUGUUUACACGAGCAGGUGGACAUGUGGAGCGUGUUGGAGUCGUGUUGAGCGGCGGCCACGUCGGUUGUCAUCGGGGAGGAACUCCCUGCCUGUUGGAGACGUCCGAUACUCUGAGAAGGAAUUAGACAGGCGGAGGGUUCGAUUCUGCCCUCCUUCCCUCCCGUGUUAAUUCACAUCUCUCGUCUCUCCCCUUUGCUAGUCCCCUCCUUCUUUUUCUUUUCUUUUUUCUCCACACACGACUCCAUCGCCUCCCCUCGCCGACUACUGAUAGGGCAGACAUGGAGUCAACGGAGGAGGAGGAGGAGGAGGAGGAGGGAGGCAAAGAGAAUUGGGAUACACAGCAGGGACUGAAGUAGAAACAAAGAGACGCUGCAGGUGUGUGUGCGUCAUUGGAGCGGCAGUGUGAAGGACAGGUAGACCAUGUGCUCGCAGAUCCCCAGCAGCUGAGCUCGUCUCGGGCUCCGGGUCGUCGGCCCGUACGGCGCUCUUCUUUCGAUUUCUACAUUUCCUUCUGGUGCCGGCGUAAGUGGCGGCCGCGGCGCCAUGGACCUGCUCACCAACGGCGUGCAGAAUCUGGGCUCCUACUACUGCCUGAUCCGACGCAGGUUCAAGAGGAGGCGCAAGAAACGCUCGGAACGCAAAGGUGCAGCGGGGGCGAGGCUGCUCUCAGGUCCGAACAAACCCGCGGCCAUGGAUGUGGACGAGGAGGAGAAUAUGAGUUCGAGCAGCACCGAUGUUAAGGAAAACCGAAACCUGGACAACGUGUCCUGCAAAGACGGGAUGGGAGUGGCCGAACCGCUCCCCAAUGGAAGCGGCCUGGGCAGUCGAAAGCGCCCCUUAGAAGAGGGGAGCAAUGGGCUCACGCACUCCAAGUUCCGCGCCAAGAAGCGCAAGAAAACGCCGGGUCCUGUACUGCCCAAGAACGCCCUGAUGCAGUUGAACGAAAUCAAACCGGGUCUGCAGUACAAACUGCUGUCUCAGACGGGACCGGUCCACGCGCCGGUUUUUAGCAUGACCGUGGAGGUCAACGGGCAGAUGUUCGAGGGCAUGGGCCCGACGAAGAAGAAGGCCAAACUAAGCGCGGCGGAGAAGGCGCUGCGCUCCUUCGUCCAGUUCCCCAACGCCUCCGAGGCGCACCUGGCCAUGGGUCGGACGCUGACGGUGAACACGGACUUUACAUCCGACCAAGCCGACUUCCCCGACACGCUCUUCAACGGCUUCGAGACCCCGGCCGCGCCCGAAGAGUCCUUCUUUCUCGGCUCCAACGGCAGCGGCUCCUUAAACUCACUCGGGGAGUUCCCGCUGCCCACGCCGCCGGGCAGCAACCUCGUCCAGGCCCCGCUGCCCCCUCCGUCGACGUUCAGCUCCCCGUCCAGCGGCAAAAACCCUGUCAUGAUCCUCAAUGAGCUCAGGCCAGGUCUCAAGUACGACUUUGUCUCGGAGAGCGGCGAGAGCCACGCAAAGAAUUUUGCAAUGUCGGUAACGGUGGACGCACAGACGUUCGAAGGCUCAGGGCGCAACAAGAAGCUGGCUAAAUCCCGGGCGGCCCAGGCGGCGCUCUCGGGUCUCUUCAACAUGCAGCUAGACCAGACUCCAUCCCGGCAGCCCAUACCAAGAGAGGGAUUGCAGCUCCACCUCCCCCAGGUUCUGGCAGAUGCAGUGUCUCGCCUGGUGGUGGAUAAGUUCAGUGAGCUGACAGAAAACUUCACCUCCCCCCAUGCACGACGGAAAGUCCUGGCAGGAGUCGUCAUGACAACGGGGGUAGAUGUGAAGGAGGCCCAGGUCAUUUGUGUCUCCACGGGAACCAAAUGCAUCAACGGCGAGUACAUGAGCGACCGCGGCCUGGCUCUCAACGACUGCCACGCCGAGAUCAUCGCCCGGCGCUCGCUCAUCAGGUACCUCUACACCCAGCUGGAGUUCUUCCUCAGCAAGGAGGACCAGCAGAAGUCGAUAUUCGUGCCGUGCGACAAGGGCGGCUACAGGUUAAAGGACAACGUGCAGUUCCACCUCUACAUCAGCACCUCGCCCUGCGGAGACGCCCGGAUCUUCUCCCCGCACGAGGCCAGCAUCGAAGACCAAGGAGACAGACAUCCCAACCGGAAAGCACGGGGCCAGCUGAGGACCAAAAUCGAGUCUGGGGAGGGCACCAUCCCCGUGAGGUCCAGCAACACCAUCCAGACCUGGGACGGGGUGCUACAGGGGGAGAGGCUACUCACCAUGUCCUGCAGCGACAAGAUCGCAAGGUGGAACGUGGUGGGCAUCCAGGGCUCUUUGAUGAGCUACUUCACGGAGCCGAUCUACUUCUCCAGCAUCAUCCUCGGCAGCCUUUACCACGGCGACCACCUCUCCAGGGCCAUGUACCAGCGCAUCGCGGAGAUCGAGGACUUGCCCCAGCAGUUCGCUCUCAACAGGCCUCUCCUCAGCGGUAUAAGCAACGCCGAGGCCCGGCAGCCGGGCAAGGCCCCCAACUUCAGCGUGAACUGGACGGUGGGGGACCAGUCCCUGGAGGUGAUCAACGCCACCACGGGCAAGGACGACAUGGGCCGCGCUUCACGCCUCUGCAAGCACGCCCUCUACAGCCGCUGGCUGCGCCUCCACGCCAAGCUGUCCUCCAUCUUGUGGAUCAAGGUGCUGAAGCCCAGCUCCUACCAUGACGCCAAGCAGGUGGCCACGGAGUACCACGCCGCCAAGCUGGCGCUCAUCAAGGCCUUCCACAAGGCCGGCCUGGGGGCCUGGGUCAAGAAGCCCAGCGAGCAAGACCAGUUCACCAUCUGCUCCUGAGGGAGUCACAGGAUUCCCCAAAGCACACACACACACACACACACACACACACACUCUCCUCCCCUCCAUGGCCUGAAAGCAAGAGCGCCCCCUAUUCAGAACCAGCCCGCCGACACGGGGGACGGAGGCCGCCGUGUCGGCGCCGUGGCAACGAGCGCCCGCAGCUCGUCGCUCUCAUUCCUCGGAGGCUCUCGGCCUCUUCCCCCCCCCCCCCCAUCGUUUUGAUUGGUGUCCUUUUUUUUCCUCCCGUUGUUUUGGUUUUAUUGUUGUUUUUUCAUCCGUUUUUUUUAUUUCUUUUGUUUAAAAAAAAUGGAAUCCAUGCUUUUCGUGGCGUCGAGGUGGAAUUUGAAAAUUAAUGCAGUUUUUAUCUAUUUUAUGGAUCGCGUGUAGCCAUUUAAAGGUGAAAUGUAGCCUAGAAACGCAGGAACAAAAUAUGGACUUGGUGGGGGGGUAAUUUUUUAUUUUUUUAAGAAUGACUUUGAAGAAGUUAUUUAAAAGACGCGUUCGUGUUCAGGAUGUAAAUCUAGUGGUGAAACGGAACAGAAUGUAAAGUGUUUCCGCUGCGUGAUCUCCAGACGCUGCAUUAAAGACGAAACCGUUCCCAACGUGGCGUGGCCCUGUUUGAUUCCCUGGUCGUCAUGACGCAGGCCAGCUGGUCACAGCAGUGACGCCACUUUUGAUCCCGUUCCUUUUUUUUCUUUUUUCAUGUCCUGUACGUUGUUUUUUUACGUCACUCUCAUUUCAUACUUGAACAGUGAAGGUGGGAAAGGGGGUCGUGAGGGGGGGGCGGGGUCACCGCCACCCCCCUCCCUCCGACUCCUCCCCCCUCGCCUGGGUCUCUGGAUGAGCUUUGGGAGGUGCUGCACGUUGUAUUUUAUUAAAUCUCUCCUUGAUCCAAGCCCCGGCUUUGCAUGGGAACUGAACUUGGAGGCCUACGAGCAGAAAAAAAAGAAGAAGAAGAAAACGAAAAGCGCGCGCGGUGGCGAGCCCCGUGCGCCCGUCGGUGAAUGAUUUCUGAAUGAUUGCCAGCAUCUUCCUCCACAGGCAGCUUUGAAUCUUUGUCUCUCUAUUUUCUAAAUGUAUCGGGAUUGUUUGUUUGAAAGGUGGGAGGUGAUUGUUUGUUUGUUUGUUUGUUUGUUUGUUUGUCUUAAGAUUGGGCAUUUAAGGAUGUGGGACUUUACUGCAGUGAACCUAAUGUCAGGCAGACCUCUAAGAUCUGGUAACCGUCUCCGCUGAAACCUCCGCCUGCGGGUCACGAGCAAAAUGUGUCGCGGUGUGUGUGAUGUCACUUCCUGUCUUCUACAUAUACAGCAACACCUCUGUGAUCUCACCUUUAUGCCGUGUGUGUGUGUGUGUGUGUGUGUGUGUGUGUGUGUGUGUGUGUGUGUGUGUGUGUGUGUGUGUGUGUGUGUGUGUGUGUGUGUGUGUGUGUGUGUGUGUGUGUGUGUGUGUGUGUGUGUGUGUGUGUGUGUGUGUGUGUGUGUGUGUGUGUGUGUGUGCUCAGACGUCUCUAAGCAUACUCUGUGGAUCCUCCACCAAAGAUGAUGUCCAUGUGUGUUUCCGCCCCACUAUUCUUGCUUUUUUUUCUUCUCUUUUUUAAAAAACAACCCUUUACUGUUUGGGUUUUUGUAUAUUCAUGAAUAAUGUACUUUUGAUUGCUGUGGGGGGGGGGAGGGGGGGAAACCACUUUAUUCCAUCAACAUGGGGAGGGGGGGGUUCUCCCCCAGUGCAUCUGUAGCCGUCAGUGUGUCACCGCCUCUCUGUAAAUAAGGAAGGAAAACAACACUCCAUCCCGCCCUAGAACCCCGUCGGGACUCUUCCCCUGAAGAUGUUGAUGUUCCCGUACGUAGUCGUGGUUCUCCGUGGCUCGCCGGGCACCACGAUGCACGGCAUUGACACUGCCGCGGUGCAAACGGGCUUCAUCCCCCAUUGUAGCCGCCAAUGUUUGAGAAAAAAAACAGAAGAAAAAACGAGAGAAAAAAGAUGAAAGAGAAAGAAGAAAAACCAGAAAAAUAAAUAUGCACUGUCAGGUGCCUCAGCUAAAAGUGGCAUCCACAAGCUGGCACGUGUGAUGUCAUACAUGUACUGUGUUUGUUUGUUUUACUUCUAUUUGAUUGUUUUAUGAGUCGUAUUAGAAAAGCAGGAAAGGGGAACCCACCAGAGCGGAUUUGAAGAGAGAAACUCACGGGGAAACGGUGAGAUCCGGAGCCCCGCCCCCUGAGGAAAUAGACCGAGACCAAAGUCACAAGAAGUACUCCUUUAAAAAAAAAAAAAAACGUCACGAAAAGGAGUCUGCCCCCCCCCCCCCUGUCUUUGUUCUAUCCUCUCUGCAAAGAGUUUUAUUUUUAUUUUUGUACAAGCCCCUUAACGACUGCCUGCUUCUAAAGUUGUUGUUUUUUGUUUUGUUUGUUUGACUGCACUAAAGAUGUCAACUGAUGAUGUCAUGAUAAACACCGUCCCCGUUUAUGGAUCGGAUGGCGACUAUCACAGCAAGAACUGAACUGCUUCCGCUUUCCCCUUUUGUGAAUCCUCGAUGAUGGUUAGUGCCCCCUCUUCCUCUUCCUCCUCCUCCUCCUCCUCCUGCAGCUGUGCCUGUAGUGGAACUCUUUUAUUUAAUUACUAUGUUCCAGAGUGGUCGGUGCUCGUCCACUCGGAGGGGGAAGUGUGUGGGGGGGGUGGUCCCACGUUCUCCCUCCAGUGUUCCGACGUGUGGAAAAACCUCCACCGACAGAACUCCACGACCCUGCAUGUACGACCAACACCGAAGCUGCACCCAGCAUGAAGACAAACUUUUAAAGGACUCGAGUAGACAACAACAACAACAACAUUUUUUUUAAAAGGCUAAACAUAGAUCUAUAAAAUGAACCCCCAAAAAAAAAAAGAAUAAAAGAGUUCCUAGUUUACUUUU